Molecule: messenger RNA, 2085 nt
Organism: Piliocolobus tephrosceles (Ugandan red Colobus)
Lineage: Eukaryota; Metazoa; Chordata; Mammalia; Primates; Cercopithecidae
Product: adhesion G-protein coupled receptor F2
Exons: 8
Coding region: 1-2085 (694 amino acids)
Biological process (GO): adenylate cyclase-activating G protein-coupled receptor signaling pathway; cell surface receptor signaling pathway
Cellular component (GO): membrane
Molecular function (GO): G protein-coupled receptor activity
Source: RefSeq, a predicted model, not a curated record
AUGACUCAUACACUUUUGCUGUACUGCUUGGUGUUUCUUUUGCCCACAGAGUCAUGUAGGACAUUGUCCCAGGCUGCCAGCAAAAGCAGGGAGAAGGUGCCUGCCAGGCCAUACGGUGUAUGCGAUGGUGUCUGUACAGACAACUCCCAGUGUACUCAACCUUGCCCUCCAGACACUCAGGGAAAUAUGGGGUUUUCAUGCAGGAAAAAGACAUGGCACAAGAUCACUGACACCUGUCGGACUCUUAAUGCCGUCAACAUCUUUGAGGAGGAUUCACAUUUGGUUCAGCCAUUUGAAGACAAUAUAAAAAUAAGUGUAUAUACUGGAAAGUCUGACACCAUAUCAGAUCUGUUGCUACAAAAGUGUCCCACAGAUUUGUCUUGUGUAAUUAGAGGCAUUCAGCAGUCACCCCGGAUACCAGGAAACAUUGCCAUAAUUGUGCAGCUCUUACACAACAUAUCAACAGCAAUAUGGACAGGUGUUGAUGAGGAAAAGAUGCGGAGUUACAGCACCAUAGCCAACCACAUUCUUAAUAGCAAAAGCAUCUCCAACUGGACUUUCAUUCCUGACAGAAACAGCAGCUAUAUCCUACUGCACUCAGUCAACUCCUUUGCAAGAAGGCUAUUCAUAGAUACAUAUCCCGUUGACAUACCAGAUGUCUUCAUUCAUACUAUGGGCACCACUAUAUCUGGAGAUAACAUUGGAAAAAAUUUCACUUUUUUGAUGAGAGUUAAUGAUACCAGCAAUGAAGUCACUGGGAGAGUGUUGAUCAGCAGAGAUGAACUUUGGAAGGUGCCUUCCCCUUCUCAGGUCAUCAGCAUUGCAUUUCCAACUAUUGGGGCUAUUUUGGAAGCCAGUCUUUCGGAAAAUAUUACUAUAAAUGGGCUUGUCCUGUCUGUCAUUUUGCCCAAGGAACUUAAAAGAAUCUCACUAAUUUUUGAAAAGAUCAGCAAGUCGGAGGAGAGGAGGACACAGUGUGUUGGCUGGCACUCUGUGGAGAACAGAUGGGACCAGAAGGCCUGCAAAAUGAUUCAAGAAAACUCCCAGCAAGCUGUUUGCAAAUGUAGGCCAAGCAAGUUGUUUACCUCUUUCUCAAUUCUUAUGUCACCUCACAUCUUAAAGAGUCUGAUCCUGACUUAUAUCACAUAUGUAGGCCUGGGCAUUUCUACUUGCAGCCUGAUCCUUUGCUUGUCCAUUGAGGUCCUAGUCUGGAGCCAAGUGACAAAGACAGAGAUCACCUAUUUACGCCAUGUGUGCAUUGUUAACAUUGCAGCCACUUUGCUGAUGGCUGAUGUGUGGUUCAUUGUAGCUUCCUUUCUUAGUGGUCCAAUAACACACCACAAGGGAUGUGUGGCAGCCACAUUUUUCGUUCAUCUCUUUUACCUUUCUGUAUUUUUCUGGAUGUUUGCCAAAGCACUCCUUAUCCUCUAUGGAAUCAUGAUUGUUUUCCAUACCUUGCCCAAGUCGGUCCUGGUGGCAUCUCUGUUUUCAGUGGGCUAUGGAUGCCCUUUGGUCAUUGCUGCCAUCACGGUUGCUGCCACUGAACCUGGCAAAGGCUAUCUACGACCUGAGGCCUGCUGGCUCAACUGGGAUAUGACCAGAGCCCUUCUGGCUUUCGUGGUCCCAGCUUUGGCCAUCGUGGUAGUAAACCUGAUCACAGUCACACUGGUGAUUGUCAAGACCCAGCGACCUGCCAUCAGCAAUUCCAUGUUCCAGGAAGUGAGAACCAUUGUGAGAAUCAGCAAGAACAUUGCCAUCCUCACACCACUUCUGGGACUGACCUGGGGAUUUGGAGUAGCCACCGUCAUCGAUGACAGAUCCCUGGCCUUCCACAUUAUCUUCUCCCUGCUCAAUGCAUUCCAGGGCUUCUUCAUCCUAGUGUUUGGAACCAUCCUGGAUCCAAAGAUAAGAGAAGCUUUAAAGGGUCGAGUAACCUCUGCAAAAAGGAGCUCCACAAUAUCAGAGCAAAAGGAGAUUCAGGGUUGGCCCAAGGAAUACACCCACAACAAGCGAGGAGGUGAUCUAGAGCCUCCCACGCCAAUGUCUGCUGGGGUCCACAUCCCCUGUCACGGACUGGGGCUUUAG